Sinocyclocheilus anshuiensis is the source of this 672-nucleotide messenger RNA. Its product is annotated as cAMP-responsive element modulator-like. The transcript is spliced from 3 exons. Gene Ontology annotation, cellular component: nucleus; ATF4-CREB1 transcription factor complex. Gene Ontology annotation, molecular function: RNA polymerase II cis-regulatory region sequence-specific DNA binding; DNA-binding transcription factor activity, RNA polymerase II-specific. The record is from RefSeq and is a predicted model, not a curated record. Gene Ontology annotation, biological process: regulation of transcription by RNA polymerase II. Bases 46 to 372 code for a protein of 108 amino acids. NCBI's taxonomy places the organism in Eukaryota, Metazoa, Chordata, Actinopteri, Cypriniformes, Cyprinidae.
GCAUGCUGACAGCAGAGAGAGACAGACAAGCUUUCAGCUCACUAUAUGGCUGUGACUGGAGAUGAGACAGAAUCAGCCACCACUGGAGGUAUGUCUGCAUAUCAGAUUUCCUCUCCCGUAUCUGGCCUUUCCCAGGUGAUGGACGGCUCUCCCGGUUCUCUGCCCAGCCCUCAGCAGCUGACUGAGGAAGCAUCACGCAAGAGGGAACUCCGACUUAUGAAAAACAGGGAAGCUGCCCGGGAAUGUCGCCGGAAGAAGAAAGAAUAUGUCAAAUGUCUCGAGAACCGAGUUGCCGUGCUUGAAAAACAAAACAAGACGCUUAUUGAAGAACUCAAGGCUCUUAAAGACCUAUACUGUCACAAAACCGAAUAACAACAGUCCACUGCAAAUCAAAACACGAAAGACUAUACCGUUUAUAGAGCAAACGUGCUUUUCACGUAAUGUCUAGCCACCUCGUAAUAAUCAGAAAAGGUGCAUGGUCUGUGACGUCCCAUGUGCGAAAGGUGGUGAUGUGUGCAUGUGUGUACGCUGGAGGCCCAAGUGCUCCAGAGCCAGUCAAUGUGGUGUGUUGCCCGUGUUGCUUGUGCUUUUUGCAGGACGGCGGCCAAAGAGUACAGACGCAGGAAGAAGGACUAUGUGCGGAGCUUAGAGAUGCGCAUGGCCAUCAUUGAA